Penicillium waksmanii is the source of this 963-nucleotide messenger RNA. RefSeq names its product D-hexose-6-phosphate mutarotase. The coding region runs from base 1 to 963 and encodes 320 amino acids. Gene Ontology annotation, biological process: carbohydrate metabolic process. NCBI's taxonomy places the organism in Eukaryota, Fungi, Ascomycota, Eurotiomycetes, Eurotiales, Aspergillaceae. The record is from RefSeq and is a predicted model, not a curated record. The transcript is spliced from 3 exons. Gene Ontology annotation, molecular function: carbohydrate binding; isomerase activity.
AUGGAUCGUUCUAAGAAGCCCGCUGCCAUCGGUGUGGGUGCGUCUCUCCCACAGCCUAGCAUCUCCAUCAAGGAUAACACUAUCUCGGCCAGCCUGCCCUCCGGCGAGUCCGUCACUAUCCAUCUCUACGGCGCCACAGUCACCUCAUGGAAGGCCAAUGGUCAGGAACAGCUCUUCGUGAGCCAAAAGGCCCAUCUGGAUGGCUCUAAGCCUAUUCGCGGAGGUAUUCCGCUCGUUUUCCCGGUCUUCGGCCCUCCUCCCCAGAACCACGUCACCUCUCCCCUCCCCCAACACGGCUUCGCUCGUAACUCCAACUGGGAAUUUCUCGGAAAGUCCUCCUCCGAAUCAGCCGAAACCGCUGGCCAGGAGAAAGCCGAUCUAGCCGUAAAGCUGGACUUCGGAUUGUCGCAUACCAUGUUGACCGAGGAGUUCCGCAAGGCCUGGCCCCUCGAGUUUGGCCUUGUAUACAGCGUUACCCUCACCAAGGAUACACUAGAGACAUCGCUGCAGGUUCGCAACGAGGGAACCCAGAAUUUCGAGUUCCAGGUCCUCAUGCACACCUACUUUAACAUCGAGAACAUCUCGAACGUCCGUGUCAAGGGCCUCGACUCGAAGACCUACGUCGACAAGACCCGCAACGCAACCUCGCACACCGAGACAUCCGCCGCGCUGGCAAUUACCGAAGAAACCGACCGUGUCUACAAAGAGCUGGACCCCGCAGUACCCGUCAUCAUUUCAUCCGCCGACGAUGACAAGCCAAUCUUCUCACUCACCCGCAAGGCCCUUACUGACGUUGUUGUCUGGAAUCCCUGGAUCGAGAAGGCCAAGGGUAUGGCGGACUUUGGCCCGGAUGAGGCCUACCAGAAUAUGCUUUGCGUAGAAGCUGGCGCGGUAUCUGGCUGGCAGACUCUUGAGGCCGGAGAGGCUUGGGAGGGCGGUCAAACUAUCAAGUCUCGUCUGUGA